GUGGGCGGCCGACGGGCAGUGCAAGUCCAACCCGGGGUACAUGCAUGACUCGUGCAAGUACUCGUGCUGGGAGUGGCGCGCGCGCGCCUCCAGUGCCCGCCACCACUUGCCCGGCCGACACUCUGACCCUGCUGCCGCCAGGUUCGAGCACCGGCGAAAGGCGUACCCGGACGCGCCGAUCGACAAGAACUUUCACUGCCACAACUGGGCCGCCAAGGGCGAGUGCCUUUCCAACCGCGCCUUCAUGGCCACCACCUGCCCCGAGUCGUGCAAGGACAAGUACGAGGACGAGAAAGACGAGCCGCCGUCCAAGCCGCCGGCGCGCACCGCUCACCGCGCCCUGGCCGGACCGCCGCCCGGCCACCGGGAGGACGGGCGCCACCACCCGAGAUGCAUCGCGUCGCCAACGAGCCCUCAAAAGAAGAAGAAGAGGAAAAAGAAGAAGAAGGGCGAGCCGAAGGAGGAGCUCUAG
Emiliania huxleyi CCMP1516 is the source of this 472-nucleotide messenger RNA. RefSeq lists its product as hypothetical. The transcript is spliced from 2 exons. The annotation marks the transcript as partial. The record is from RefSeq and is a predicted model, not a curated record. NCBI's taxonomy places the organism in Eukaryota, Haptophyta, Isochrysidales, Noelaerhabdaceae.